AUUGAGGGCGCCAAAGUGCAAAGCGCGAAGCGUAAAGCGUGAUACUACACGCAAUGUUCGAUACCCGCUAAAAUUUUGAGCAUUGUUGUAAUGUAAUUUAAAAGUUAAACUGACAUAUUAUUUAUUCAAAAAUACAAUAAAAAAAUGGAAGAAUUUCUGUUGGGCUACCGAGAAGUUGUACCUGAUCAAACUGUACCAGAGAAAUGGAAUGAAAUCAAGUUGAAUACAGGCGGUAGUCAAAGUACUUUGCAAGAUAUAAAAGUUCCAGAGCGAGCUGGUGGUUAUUCUUAUAACGAUGGUUCAAAAUAUUUUACACGGAAUCGAUUUAUUUAUUGGCGUAUUUGUCAUGAUGUACUUGAGUUGGUUGAACACAGUUUAGAUAUUAAUUUGGCUAAUUGUAGAGUAAGAUAUAAAUUUACAGACACACCCAUUUUGGAUGGAAUUUCUAUACAUGAAACAAUUAAUUCAGUAAUUAUAUUAAUAGCAACUGUUUCUAGUAUUCAUAAAUUAUCAUUUCCUCAUCCCGAACGAAUUCAUAAAAAUGAACAUUCAUUAAAUACAUAUAAAGAUUUAGGUACACAGUCAAUAUUUAGUGAAACAUCUACUCAGAAUAUAAAAAAAACAAUAGAAGAUCCUCAUAUGUUUCAUGUUAUUACAAAUGCAGGAACUACAAAUUCUCCAGUUCCUCAUGCAGCUGCAUCAUGGUUUAUUCCACCACAAGAAGCAUUAUUUGCUCUUGCUUAUAAUUCUGGAACUAUACUCCUUUUAAGGCUAGACAUUAAAACUGGCCUUGUGCAUAGUAAUGAAUUAAAACAAGAUUCAAUAGUACCAAGAUUUCUUAGUGGUAUUGCAACUGCUUUCAGAGGUCGUAAUUCUGAAGCCCAUGUGGCUAUGUCAUUAACUAUACAUAAUUGUGAAAAUGAUACAUAUCUUUUUGCUUUAUGCCGUGAAGGUAAUAUUCGUAUGUGGUCUUGUAAUAAAGCUCAAUGUGUAGCAGUAAGUGAUAUAACAAUAGAUAAUCAUGUUGCAUCUGAAGGUGCACAAGGACAUAUAUUAAAAAAAACAUUGAGUCCUAAUAAUGAAUUAUACUUGGCGACUUUUUUAAUUAAUUCCAGAUGCGAAUUUUGUAUUUUAAAACCAAUUCAAGAUAAUGGUGUAUUUAAAUUUAAGAGAUUAUGUACAAAAUUUGCGCCAGAUCAACAUUUAGUUGAUUUUUUUUUUACCAUUACUCGAUUAUGGGCUGUAUGGAGAACUACUGAUAUGGAUACAGUUGAAGUAACUCAUGCCCAAUUAUCAUUAUCGAGUGGUAUGCGCGUUAAUUCUGAAUGGGAAACAGCAAUCUUAGAACAAACACCAGAUAGAGAUUAUAUCCUUAAUGAUGCUGAUACUGAUCCAAGACAAGCAUAUAUUAAUUAUAUUUUUUAUCCUGGACAAUUUUCUUUGACAGAUAUAACAAAAGCUCUGAACAUAUAUCGAAGAUCUAAUUGUAUAGAGAAUAAAAUUCUUUCUGCCUCUGAAUUGAAAGUAGAAGCUGAAAAAGCAGUAGAAGCUGAAAUACAGGCUGAAAUUAUGGAUUAUGAACUUAUGGAUGAAGAUUACUUGGAAAUCGCCAAUCGUUGUUGGUCAAAAUUUUAUUCUUGUGUUAUACAAUAUCAUGCUAAUAGUACGAGACCAGUUGGAUUGUUGUUACUACCAACCGUUUACGGAGUAGUUUUACUUAAAAAAUCGUGCUUUUCACUUUUGAGACCAAUGGAAGCUUUGGAAUAUUUAAUGUUCUGCAAUGAGAAAUCAUAUACAUCGCGAUUCAAAAUAUCACCAAUUUUGUCGCAAGACGAAGAUAUAUGUCAAGAUCUUAUUAUAAUAAUGUCAGCAUUGGUAUUAAUAGAAGAACAAUUAUCUGAAGAAACUAAAAUAGCGAUAAAGAGAGAAAUGUAUCAUUUAAGAAGUCCAGACAUCAUUAUUGAUGAUUUAUUAUCAAAAUUAAUGUUAGAAUCAGAAGAACCGAUUAGUAAUUUUAUUACACAUCAUCCUAGCUCUCAUAGAUUGUCAAACGUUAGAGAUAUAUCCAGUGCUAUGGCAAUGUUAUUGGAAACAUUAACAUAUGAUCUUGGUCAACCAAAUAAGUUACAACUUAAUGAAGAUCAUGAUGCUUCAAAAUUAUUACUUAAUAUUAAUCACUUUUUUAGUAGUCAUUUGGGUAUCUCGGCAAUAUCGAAAAGUGUAACACAAAUAACACAAUUAAGAUUCGCAAUCUGCAGGAAUUUAUUAAUUUUGCAACAAAUAAUACUGUUGCGACCAGAAUUGUUUGAUUCGCGAUCUUUACAUUCUAUAAAAUCAUCAUUAGCACCCAGGACAGUAGUGUUGAUGCAAGCUUAUUACGUUGUAACAUGGAUAUGUGAAUCCACAGCAUUACCAAUGCCUGUGCAAUCAUUAUUAGAUUCUAGUGUUCAGCGUUUAGCAUUAUUGAAGCUUGCUGAUUCAAGAGCGAAUAUAGUAUUUAAACAACAUCGAUCUUUGUUGUUAUUAGAAUUAUUUAUACAAAACAGUGGUGCAAAACAUGCUCAUAAUUUGAUGGCUCAUACAAAUUUAGAUGCAACUACUUUAAUUCCUUGGCAUUAUGGCAUGUUAACACAUAUUACAUUUAUCGCUCAACUUAUUUGGCCAAGAUCGGGAAAUUUUAUCUUUCCUGAAUGGCUACUAUCUAGUUGUCAAUUUUUAUUGGUUCAAGAAUAUGUAAGACUCUUGAAUACAUGGUGUGAAUGGAAUAUUGCAUCGAGAAAAUUUAUUUUAGCAGUUGCGCUACUUGAAAUGGGAGAAGCGCAAAAAGCAUGCGAUCAUUUUCUCCGAGCUUCUGGAGGAAUUUUGACGGAUGAAUUUUUAGCAGAUGCCUUACUCGAAUCCAGUGUACUAUCUGAAAAUAGUUCGUUAAUUCAAUAUUAUUUAAAAGUUAUCAGAUUAUUUGAAGAACAUAAUGCUUUUGACUGCAUUAUAGAACUCGCUGAAACAGCUAUAUUAAUAGCUGAUAAAGAUGAUCCUAAUUUACCAACAUUGCAUUCAAUAGUAUUUGUACAACAUUUAAACUUGGGUCAUCAUACCAAAGCUUAUAAUUGUUUAAAUUCUAAUCCAGAUGCCGCGCGUAGAGUAGAUUGUUUGAGACAAUUAGUAGUAACUCUGUUUGAACGAAAAAAAUUAAUAGAUUUAAUUUCAUUUCCAUAUGUUGAUAUGUACGAAGACUUAGAAAGAAUAGUAGAAGGUAGAGCCCGAAGCGUAGAUCUGAUGGAAAAUAAUUAUUAUAAUUUUUUAUAUAGCUUCCAUAUAAAUAAAGGAAAUAUGCGAAAAGCUGCAUCAGUAAUGUAUGAACAAGCUAUGCGUUUGAGCCAAGAAUCACAAUCUGUUGUAAUUGUAUCAAGACAAGCUCAAUGUUUAUUAGCAUGUAUUAAUGCAUUACAUCUUGUUUCUAAAAAAUAUAGAUGGAUUGUUAGACCUGUAAUUGAUCAAAAUUAUUUAGAGGAAAUGGAUUAUGAAGUUUCUCAAACAAGAAAAAGUAUCAGCAAUGAAGAUAUUUUGCACUAUAAAAUAAAGAAACAAGUUGAAGUUCUCGAAUUAAAUGAUAUAAAAAAAGAAUACUAUGUAGUGGAUGCAAGAUUGAAAGUAUCAAAAAUGAAUUCAGAUAUUGUUUCACAUGCUGGACCUUCAGAGCUUAUUAUUAUUCUAUCAACUAUUGGAUUAUACACGACAGCGUUGCAUUUAUGUGAUGAAUUUAAUAUUAAUAAAAGCUCUGUACUUGAAAGUUUAACUUCACAAUGUAUACGAUUAAGUCGAGGAGAAGAUUCAAAUGCAUGGGAUUGGCUUAUUCAAAAUGAUAUAUUCGAUAUUGGUUUAUCUAAUACAAAUAUUACAAAUACUGCUUGGAGACUGUUAGAAUAUUUGACAUUAGAACAUGAAAAAGAUAGAUGUAGCGAAUUACAUAAAGCUGUAGCCCGAAAAUUACUUCAAGAAAGAGCGUUUAUACCUCAAUGGUUAUUAAUAUCAUAUAAGAAACGAAAUGCUGCAGAACUUCUUCGUCUUAUGUUAAAUACUGGUAGAAUAUUAGAAGCUAGUGAUUUAGGGAUUGAAUACAUUAAUGCUGUUUUGGGUAAUGGUAUAGAAAAUUUUGGUCUUGAAACAUAUUUAACAUCUGUAACUCAAAUGGCAGUCUGGUUACCACUUAAUACAUUAGAAGUACUUUUAUAUGAAUUAAAAGUUAGUGAGAAACCUAUUUUUUCUGAGAAUUACCAGAGAUUACAACAAGCAUUAGAUAAAUACAAAGAAAAAGUAAUAAACGUAUCAAAGGAUAUGAUUGAAAUAAAAUUAAGUAAAAAAAAUCGCUAGUAAGUAUACAGAAUAUAAAAAUAUUCAGUAUAUACAUGCAUGCGUAACUGUUUGCAUUGAUGGCACAGUAAUCCUUAUAUUAAUCUUGGUCUGUAAAAUUUUGAACAUAUUAGAAAAGAAAAUAUUAAAUUUUGUAUUUUGUAAGAAGAAAUAUUAGAAAAUAUCAAGCGUAAAUUGGAGCAUGAUUAAUUGAUACCAGUACUGUAAAUAUAAUAAUCACACCAAGAAUUGAUGUGACAAUCGCAGCAAUCAUUUGUGGACACCUUUUGAACAAAAC
Messenger RNA from Apis florea (little honeybee), 4648 nucleotides. RefSeq names its product nuclear pore complex protein Nup160 (gene Nup160). NCBI's taxonomy places the organism in Eukaryota, Metazoa, Arthropoda, Insecta, Hymenoptera, Apidae. Gene Ontology annotation, cellular component: nuclear pore. The record is from RefSeq and is a predicted model, not a curated record. Gene Ontology annotation, molecular function: structural constituent of nuclear pore.